This is a messenger RNA of Wasmannia auropunctata (little fire ant), 2928 nucleotides long. RefSeq names its product DNA-binding protein D-ETS-3 (gene Ets65A). The transcript has 7 exons. Gene Ontology annotation, biological process: cell differentiation; regulation of transcription by RNA polymerase II. The record is from RefSeq and is a predicted model, not a curated record. Gene Ontology annotation, molecular function: DNA-binding transcription factor activity, RNA polymerase II-specific; sequence-specific DNA binding. NCBI's taxonomy places the organism in Eukaryota, Metazoa, Arthropoda, Insecta, Hymenoptera, Formicidae. Bases 1 to 1149 code for a protein of 382 amino acids. Gene Ontology annotation, cellular component: nucleus.
AUGGGAAUCCCUGCUGGCGAACCAUGGGACUAUGGGGUGGCGGCGAUGAUGAGGCCGGACGAUAUAGAGUCCGGAGUAUAUCGACUGUGUCGCCUCAUCUACAAGUCAAUCAGGCUCGCGUGUCGGCGGCUCGUGAGGCCGGCUGGUACACGUAAGGGCUCUUUGGUGAUGUACGACAGCGCUAGCUGUUCGUACGCAGGUGCGCUCGAAUUAAAGGGAGCCUCCGGGGCCGGAGCCGCGGCCGCGGCCGCCGCCGGUGUAACCGCGGCCGGCGUCAAGCAGGAGAACUGGCCGUACCGCGGCCUCACCUGCGGCAGCACCUUUCAACGACUCAAGGAAAGCGUCGACAAGGCGAAGCAGGCCCUCGCCGAUCGCAGCGGUUACCUAGCGGGUGCGUUUUCGCCGCCUCCGCGCGCCAACCCGUCCGCCAUUUCGCCCACCGCCUCCAUCACCGAUGCUGGCAGCUCUUACAAGGGAGGCUGGAGCCACGCCACGUCGCCGGCACCUGGUCAGGGCUAUGGAAGCAGCUUAUCAAAGACAGCACUGGACACGCACAGCCAUCUCAGGCAGCCUGAUCCCUACCAAAUGUUCGGGGCGACGAGCAGUCGGCUCGCGAGCUCUGGUUCCGGACAGAUACAGCUCUGGCAAUUUCUACUCGAGCUCCUGUCGGACUCGAGUAACGCCGCGUGCAUCACGUGGGAAGGAACCAAUGGCGAAUUCAAGUUGACCGAUCCCGACGAGGUGGCGAGACGAUGGGGCGAGAGGAAGUCGAAACCUAAUAUGAAUUACGACAAAUUGUCGAGGGCCCUGAGGUAUUACUACGACAAGAACAUCAUGACGAAGGUGCACGGCAAGAGGUACGCGUACAAGUUCGAUUUCCAGGGGCUGGCAGCCGCGACGCAGCCGGCGGCGGCCGAUCCGGCGGCGUACAAAUACCAGAGCGAGCUCUUCAUGUCCGGUUACGGCCACGCCAAGCUGAACCUGAUGCCGCCGCCGGCGGCGUCGGUCUCGGUUUCCGUUCCCGGCGGCCUCUUCCAAUCGGCAUCGAGCUACUGGUCGACGAGCCCGGGCGCCAACUUGUACGCCGGCCAUCACACGGCCUCCGGACACGUGCCACCUCAUCUCGGCACCUAUCCGCAUUACGCAUGACCCGCCGCCGAGCACUGGGGUGCCCUGGGCACGCCGCGUUGAAAACGUUUCUACCGAUAAAAGUACGGAGCCGCAUCCGCCACCGUCGCCGUCACCACCGCCGCGUCGGCGGCAUGCGAAAUCGUAAAUUGCGCCCCACUCGGCCCCCCUUAUCCCGCCCCCGCAGGCUCGGACCGCACAUUGUUUCAGGUACUUGCACGAAUCUGUCCAUACCGCGUACUUGCUUGCAACAUUAGCCUUUCCUAACGGAUUUCUAAAGCAAUCGUCACAUUUCUAAGGAAUCAAAAUGAACAUGAGUAGCAGAGUAAGUGGUCUCGACGAUUAAAUUUUGUAGUGUCUUUCUCCUGCACUUGGAGAAGCAUGGUUGUAGCAAUAUAUGUUGUCUCUCUCUCUGCUACAUUCAAUUCACAGCUCGUUUCGAUAGUGUUCAACAACGCUCAUUAAUUAUUUAUUUAAUAAGGUAUCUCUCGACCGCGUCGAAAAUAUCAAGUAAUACUUUAAAAAAGAAAACAGAGAAUCUCAAUAUCAAUUUUUUUACUAAUAAAUUUAAUGAAGAAAUUAUAAAAUUGUCGAAAGAUAUUUGCGGAAGAAAGAGACAAUAGCGCGUGCUAUUGUCUCAAAGUGAUACAAACAUUUAUUGAGUUGAAAGAACUUUCAACUGACACAUCUCUACCGGUAGGUACACAUUUCAAUUGAAGAGUUUCAAGAGUGCAUCUAAACAUGGUGACAUGGGAUAUUUAUAGCGUGUAGGAGAAGCCUACUUUGAAAGAGAUAACAUUAAUUCAAAUGAGUGAGUUGCGUUCGAAUCUAACUAAAUUUUGUCGGCGAACUUGAAAAUAUCAUGUAUGUAAUGUAUAUGAAAAUAUUAUAUAUGCAUUCUGACGUGCAUCUGGCAAUUAUAAAAAUUCAAAUUUUGCGCAAACCACUCGUAGAUAAAUUUAUAGUGAAUUUAAAGAAAGUAAAGACAUUUUUCUUACGCCGACCAAUCAUUGACAAGUAGUUAUAUACACCUGUCGGAUCGCAAGUAGUGACAUAGCUUUAUAAUCGAACGUAAGUAGUAACGGACGACAAGCAAAAAACGCGACAUCCGUUCAGCGACACGAGAGGAAUGGUCUCGUUAAAGUAUCUAAAAAUUUAAUUAAAUACAGAUUGAAAAAUAAUUGAAUUAUUAAAAUAAUUAUGUAGAACAUUCAACCUGGUUACUAGAAUAUCAAAACUUUUUGCAGCAUUAGCAUCACGUUUGAAACUGUUCUUUCUAUAGAAUUUAUUAAAAAACAACGUGUUCUUUUUAUUAGGAAACUUAAUUUUAAUAGAAAAGUUUUGAACAGGUUUUCUGAGCAUUAAAGUUCUCUCUCUGUUAUAGAAAAGAUGGACAAAUUUAAUGAAGAAAAAGCUUUUUCUAAGUAUAUAAAUCGAAAUUAUUCAAGUAUCAGCAUUUUAAUUUUACCGAUAAUAUUCACAUAAUACGAGGCGGUUUUUUUGCAUUUAUUUGUUAAGUGUAAUAAUUAAAACUGUUAGAAAUGAACAUAUUUAUACGAAGAACGUAACCAAGACGCGUUUGGACAGAUUAAACAUCGAAAUCAUGCGGUACGGUCGUCCUAACAAAGGUGUGCAAUACCUAAACAAAUCUGAACCAAGACACCGUCGCAACUUUUUUGGUGCAAUGCCUAAAACAACGCGUCGCAAUCAUUUACGCGCCGCCAUACAGAGGCGACUCCAUCGUAAUGAUUGCACUAUACAGACUCUGAUUCGCGGCCGACGGGGGGUGCGCCCAGAAAA